CGGGAUUGGGCGGCCAAAAUCACUGGACGGCCACAGCAAGAAAACCUUCCAGCAUGAGCUCGUCCAUCUCGUUCCUGCUCCAGAGCUUCAGCCGCGCUGCGCAGCCGCAGCAUAUCUCUGGGCGCGCGGCCCGCGGCCUCUUCGGCGGCAAGGACAAGCGCUUCGGCAACAACGUGUCCUUCUCGCAGCGCAAGACGCGCCGGUCGUGGAAGGUCAACCACCAGUGGAAGCACCUGUACAGCGAGGCGCUCGACGAGAUGAUCGGCCUCAACGUCACGACGCACACGAUGCGCUGCGUGGACAAGGUCGGCGGCCUCGACAACUACCUCAUGGGCAUCACAAACUACGCCGAGCUCGGCGUCAAGGGCGGCGAGGCCCGGUUCCGCAUCGCGCAGGCGCUCAAGGCCGCGCGCACGAAAGCGCCGGCGUCGUAAGUUUACAACCUCCUCCUCAAUUAGAUAGCCUUGGGACCAUACAGUAGUAGCCGACGACGAUUAAUACGACACGCAUGCCUGUCUGACCCUAUCCAGGCGUUGCCCAUGGAGAC
This is a messenger RNA of Saprolegnia parasitica CBS 223.65, 547 nucleotides long. RefSeq lists its product as hypothetical. The transcript has a single exon. Gene Ontology annotation, molecular function: structural constituent of ribosome. Lineage: Eukaryota; Oomycota; Saprolegniomycetes; Saprolegniales; Saprolegniaceae. The coding region runs from base 54 to 434 and encodes 126 amino acids. Gene Ontology annotation, cellular component: mitochondrial large ribosomal subunit. The record is from RefSeq and is a predicted model, not a curated record.